This is a messenger RNA of Dromiciops gliroides (monito del monte), 1434 nucleotides long. Its product is annotated as splicing factor U2AF 65 kDa subunit-like. The record is from RefSeq and is a predicted model, not a curated record. Gene Ontology annotation, molecular function: pre-mRNA 3'-splice site binding; poly-pyrimidine tract binding. Lineage: Eukaryota; Metazoa; Chordata; Mammalia; Microbiotheria; Microbiotheriidae. The transcript has a single exon. The coding region runs from base 1 to 1434 and encodes 477 amino acids. Gene Ontology annotation, cellular component: U2-type prespliceosome; commitment complex; U2AF complex. Gene Ontology annotation, biological process: mRNA processing.
AUGUCCAACUUCGACGAAUUCCAGGGGCAGCUCUACGAGAACAAGCAGGAAGGAGACAAGAACCGUCACCGUAAACGCAGCCAUAACCGGAGCCGGAGCCGGAGCCGGAGCCCGAGCCGCAGCCGAGACCGGAAGCAUCGGCGUCAUAGCGGAGAUAGCCUCAACCUUGACCAGCGAAGUGCUUCCCGCGACCGAAGGCGGCGCAGCAAACCUUUGACCAGAGCCGCUAAAGAGGAACGCGGCGGAGUAAUUCGUUCCCUUCGUCAUGAGAAGAAAAAGAAGAUCCGUAAAUACUGGGACGUUCCUCCGCCUGGCUUUGAGCACAUCACCCCCAUGCAAUACAAAGCAAUGCAAGCUGCCGGUCAGAUUCCAGCCACCGCCCUACUUCCAACCAUGACCCCCGAUGGCCUGGCAGUGACUCCCACACCUGUGCCCAAGGUGGGGAGCCAGAUGACCCGGCAGGCCCGUCGACUCUAUGUUGGCAACAUCCCCUUUGGCAUCACAGAGGAAGCCAUGAUGGAUUUCUUCAACGCCCAGAUGCGCCUCGGGGGGCUUACCCAGGCUCCUGGCAACCCGGUCUUGGCCGUGCAGAUUAACCAGGAUAAGAACUUUGCCUUCCUAGAGUUCCGAUCAGUGGAUGAGACGACUCAGGCCUUGGCCUUUGAUGGCAUCAUCUUCCAGGGCCAAUCCCUCAAGAUCCGAAGGCCCCACGACUACCAGCCACUGCCUGGCAUGUCCGAAAACCCCUCUGUCUAUGUUUCCGGUGUCGUGUCCACUGUGGUCCCAGAUUCUGCUCACAAGCUGUUCAUUGGGGGACUCCCCAGCUACCUAAAUGAUGAUCAGGUUAAGGAAUUGCUGACUUCAUUUGGGCCGCUCAAAGCCUUUAACCUGGUCAAAGACAGCGCCACGGGCCUCUCCAAGGGCUACGCCUUCUGUGAGUACGUGGACAUCAACGUCACUGACCAGGCCAUCGCGGGGCUGAACGGGAUGCAAGUGGGGGAUAAGAAGCUACUGGUACAGAGGGCUAGUGUGGGAGCCAAGAACGCAACGCUGAGCACGAUAAACCAGACGCCGGUGACGAUGCAGGUCCCAGGCCUGAUGAGCUCGCUGGUGCAGAUAAGCGGCCACCCCACCGAGGUCCUGUGCCUCAUGAACAUGGUGCUCCCAGAGGAGCUGCUGGACGAUGAGGAGUAUGAGGAGAUUGUGGAGGACGUGCGGGAUGAGUGCAGCAAGUACGGGGUGGUCAAGUCCAUCGAGAUCCCCCGGCCCGUGGACGGUGUGGAGGUCCCUGGCUGUGGAAAGAUCUUCGUGGAAUUCACCUUCGUGUUGGACUGUCAGAAGGCGAUGCAGGGCCUGACCGGCCGCAAGUUCGCCAACAGAGUGGUUGUCACAAAGUACUGCGACCCCGACUCCUACCACCGUCGGGACUUCUAG